AUUUCGAAAUGAACACAACGAUUUGAAAUCCUCUAAGGAGUGCACACGGACAUAAGUGCCAUCGCGAAAUUAUUUCCGCAUAGUGAUCGCGUCCGAUUCGAGUGAAGUGAAUUGAACUGUAACGUUCGGCGAGUUACAAUUUUUUUCAUAGAUCUUUUACACAGUGUUGCCAGGAUGCUUUAUUUCGCUUGCAUCGUAACCGUAUGCGCGGUAGCUGUCGUAGGUUCACCGAGUGAAGAUGGCAAAUGGCACCCCUAUAAAUUCGGUGAUACGGGCAAAUACAUCCCGUCAAAUGAAGGAAAAUACGUUCAUGUGCCGAAUCCGUACAUCCACGUUGACAACCCUUACGAUGGAGGCUACGGGCCUUACACGCAUGACUACGAGCCGUACGUUGGAGAAGCAACAGUAGACCAGUACAGGCAUGUGCUUACACCACCUGAUGAGUUACUGCCUUUCUAUAAAGAUGGAUAUUACAAGAACAAUGGUAUCAAGAUCAUUAGACAAAACCACAACUACAACGAGGACAAAUACGAUUUCGAUUUCGAGACGGAAAACAAGAUUCGAGCUGAAGAGAAGGCUGUUUUGAAGAACCCCAACACAAUUGACGAGGGUAUAGCUUCAAAAGGUUUCUACGAGUACAUCGGACCUGAUGGGUUUAUGUACAGAGUGGAGUAUACCGCUGACGAAAAUGGAUUCCGCCCUAAAGUUAAAAGGCUAGAGACUCAAUACUCUGGCAAAUGGGUUUUAGAGAAGGUCAAUUAGAAAUAAGUAAUUGGAAAGCCAUCACGAUCCUCAUUAAAUCAGUAUUUUUUCAUGUAGUCGUUAUGUCUUCAGAAUCAAGUUUCGAUACCACUGAGUAAAUCUUUGAUUGGGUAUAAUCAGAUGCAAAUUAUAUUUUCAACAUUUGAUAAUAUUUUUCAUUUUGACAUUACAACAAAUACGUUUAAUGAUUCUGAGAAAGUUUAGAUUUAACAUUGAACAUGAAUAACGAGUAAGAGAUACAAAAAUGUGUCGGCUUAGAUUAUUUCUAAUUUAUAUUUUAGAGUUAAGGAUUUAGAUACUUAUUUAUGAAAUGUGAUAAUAAAUUUAUAUUUUAAAAAUCA
This is a messenger RNA of Galleria mellonella (greater wax moth), 1103 nucleotides long. RefSeq names its product larval cuticle protein LCP-30-like (gene CPR1). The transcript has 4 exons. Bases 175 to 762 code for a protein of 195 amino acids. NCBI's taxonomy places the organism in Eukaryota, Metazoa, Arthropoda, Insecta, Lepidoptera, Pyralidae. The record is from RefSeq and is a predicted model, not a curated record. Gene Ontology annotation, molecular function: structural constituent of chitin-based larval cuticle. Gene Ontology annotation, cellular component: chitin-based extracellular matrix.